AUGUUCGGAAUCAAAACCAUUCAAAUUCCUUCUGUAUUCGAAAUUUCAAACAUUGACAGCACUACACCUCUGAAAUAUACCAUUCAUUUGGUGGAAAGUAAGAGUGUCCAUUUGAAUCGAGAAGCUCCCAAUAGUUUCAGUAUUAAAUCCGAAGAUGAGAGCAUUCUCUCGAUUGCAUCAGCCACCAAUGACAAGCUCGGAGCAUCAUCAAAAAUUGAGAUUGAAAUGAAACCUCACAAGGAAGGAACCACAACAGUCACCAUCGAUUGUAAAUUAUAUGUUUGUAGUGAUAGUGGAAUGUGUUCCAUGAAGAAUGAGAGUUUUGUGAUUACUGUCAAAGUGCACACUGCUAAUAGUACUUCUCCAUCAAACAACGCAACAUACAAUCACUCACUGACUAUGGCUUAA
Messenger RNA from Naegleria fowleri, 408 nucleotides. RefSeq lists its product as uncharacterized. The transcript has a single exon. The record is from RefSeq and is a predicted model, not a curated record. The coding region runs from base 1 to 408 and encodes 135 amino acids. Lineage: Eukaryota; Heterolobosea; Eutetramitea; Acrasida; Naegleriidae.